GUUUGACAUGAGGAAGAUGGCGCGCUGAGUGCACAAUCAUAAUCGGCCGCCUGGCAUUUUGCUGCUGAAACUCCCCUGUUUUACCUUUUCUUGGCGGGCGAGGUGCAAGGAGGGAUCGCAGUGUCAAUGCAGAGAAGCUCAGGCUUUUGGCGCAAGCGGUAAACAUCUCAACUUAGAAACGGGUCAGUCUUGAGCUCGGCGGUCAGGGAACUUGGUGCUGAGAUUGUAAGGAAAAGUCGAAGGGAAAUGCAAUCUGUGUGGUCUUUCUUGUUCAAAACGCUGGCAGGGGCCGCUAGGUGCUCCGGUAGGACACUGCUUUUCUAAGAUGAAUUCGGUGUUCUAGAGGAAUUUCGGAGGGCUUUAUGAGCACCAGGGGACAACCUUCAGUCAGCAUGUAGGAGACAUGUCCACGGCAUAUUGAGAUUUCUAUCCACCUGUUGUUGGAGUUUAGACAGAAGUCACGAUGUACGGGGAGGGUGCCAUCCUCAUACCGACAAGAUUUGUGUGGCCUUAUGGAGGAAGGCAUGUUCACUUGUGCGGCUCAUUCACCAGGUGGCGAGAAACACUGCCCAUGUCGCCGGUAGAUGGGCACCACAAUUGGUUCGCUGUCGUCUGUAGUCUGCCUCCUGGCUACCACCAGUACAAGUUCAUUGUGGACGGGGAGUGGCGCCAUGACGACGCCCAGCACAGCAUCCGUGACCCCCUCGGCAACGUCAACAAUCUGCUCCUGGUGAAAGAGCCGGAGCCUCUUCCGGUUGAUCCCCAGCAGGCCCAGCAUGUCCAGCAGGGGCCUGACCAGCAAGGAGGGGGUGUCCGUAUGGAUCCCCUCCCACCACAGCACCCCCACCAGCAGGGCCCUGCCCAUCCCCCCUUAGCGCAGGAACCGCAGGCCCCCCUGCCGCAGCCAGACGCUGCCUUGCCGCCGAGCUCCAGCUCGCACUUCCAGCCCGUGGCAAAUGAUGCCGCCGCGCCUGGGCUAGAAAGAGCGGUGUCCAUCCCGUCGGACACCCCGGUAGGGGGCCUAAGCGAUGCAGACGCGACAAAGCAGCGGGUCGCGGACUUCUUGAACCGGCACACGGUGUACGAAUUGCUACCGGAGAGCGGGAAGGUGGUGGCGCUGGACGUGACCCUGCCUGUGAAGCAGGCCUUCCAUGCGCUCUACGAGCAGGCGGUUCCGUCAGCCCCACUCUGGGACGUUGAGUCGCAGCAGUUUGUGGGCAUGCUCAGCGCGAGCGACUUCAUCACCAUCCUGCGCCAGAUCAACAGCACGGGGGCAGUGCUGAGUGAAGAGGAGCUCGAGACGCACACGAUUGCAGCGUGGAAAGAGGAGAAAGCGGCGGCGCAGGCGCAGGCGGGGGCGAGAGACCAGAGCCGGCCGGCGCUGGUGUCGGUGGAGCCGGAUGAGAGCUUGCGCAAGUUGGCGGACAAGCUGUUGGAAGCAGGCGUUGCGACCUUGCCCGUGUUGGCGUGGGCCAGCCAGCAGGAGGGCGGCUGCCAGCAGCUGCUGCACCUGGCGUCCCUCUCGGGGGUGCUCAAAUGUAUAGGACGGCAUUUCCGCCACGUUCCCAACUCUCUCCCCCUCUUCAACCACCCUUUGGCUGCCCUGCCGCUGGGAACCUGGGCAGCGGACACUGGUCGUCCCGGUCUCCGCCAGCUGUGCGUAGUGCGGGAGCGGGACCGCUUGAACCAGGCCCUAGACGCCCUGCUGGCGGUUGAUGUCAGCGCACUGCCUGUAGUUGACGAUAAUGGUGCGUUGGUAGACGUUUAUGCCCGCAACGACAUCACGUCACUUGCUCGUGACCGAAUCUACACACGGCGGCAACUGCAAGAUCUGACGCUAAAAGAGGCUCUCUCGUAUCGAAACCAAGACACCAGCGGGCUUGGGGGUGGAGCUGGGGGGGGCAUCGGACAGCGAUACAAUAUCUGCCUCCGUUCCGACUCAUUACGGACCGUAGUAGAAAAACUGACGAUUCCAGGUGUUCGGAGGAUCGUUUGCGUAGAAGCAGGUAGUAGGCGAGUCGAGGGGAUAAUCACACUAACAGACAUAUUCAAGUUUUUGCUGCAACCUUGAAAGACGGACAUUCUUUUGGUGUUUGAUCGCUGAGUGAUGGCAACAUCUGCGGAUGACAUCGGCGGAAUCAGCAAGCUCUGAGUCCGUCGUAUUGUUACAUUGCCAAGUCCCAAUUCUAUCUGUUGAAGUGCCCGUUGUCAAGUGCUGUGGUGCUUGCCAUGUCACUGAAGUGAUUGACAGUACGUAGGGCUAGGAGCUCUACUUCCGAAGGAUGUACUUGGAAUGACUCGUGCAUGUAGAAGAUGAUCAAAAUCAAACCUUCCUGAAUUGGUG
Molecule: messenger RNA, 2344 nt
Organism: Klebsormidium nitens
Lineage: Eukaryota; Viridiplantae; Streptophyta; Klebsormidiophyceae; Klebsormidiales; Klebsormidiaceae
Source: the annotation of a GenBank genome assembly